This is a messenger RNA of Papilio polytes (common Mormon), 1683 nucleotides long. Its product is annotated as multiple inositol polyphosphate phosphatase 1-like. The transcript is spliced from 9 exons. The coding region runs from base 95 to 1375 and encodes 426 amino acids. The record is from RefSeq and is a predicted model, not a curated record. Gene Ontology annotation, molecular function: inositol phosphate phosphatase activity; acid phosphatase activity. NCBI's taxonomy places the organism in Eukaryota, Metazoa, Arthropoda, Insecta, Lepidoptera, Papilionidae.
AAAACAUUAUAUUUUUAGGAUUUCACCGUACUCCGUUAUUUAAUAAUAUAUUUAUGUUAAAUUGAACACUGUUGCUUUGUUAAAGGCAAAAGUAAUGUUGUUAUACAGUUUAAUGAUCUUUUAUAUCGUACUUAAUUCAUCUUUCAGUAUUAAAAUUGAAGACAUUAGUAAACAUUUAGGUACUAGGACACCUUAUAGAUUCAGGUAUAAUAAAGAAGACUCCAAGAUUAUAUAUCCACGUUGCAAGGAUACCAAAAUAUGGAUGGUAGUGCGACAUGGUACAAGAUUGCCGAGUGCAAAGGAUAUACUAGGUAUGAACACAGUUCUGAAAGAUUUGAAACAUGAAAUAUUGAUGCAACAUAAAAUUGGAAAAGGAUCCUUGAGUUCAGAACAAUUGGAGGAUUUUGAGAAGUGGUCUAACAAUUUAGAAAUUGAAAAAGAAAAGUAUUUGACAUAUGAAGGGCAGAAUGAAAUGAUAUUGCUGGCUGAAAGAACACAAAAGAGAUUUCCCAAUGCUAUAAGAAAAGAAUAUAACAACAAAACCUUUGAGUUUCGAUACACAGCAACACAAAGAGCCCAGCAAAGUGCAAGAUAUUUUACAGUUGGACUAUUUGAUAGAAAAAUAUCUCAACAAGUCGUAUUUGCUCCAGCUACUAAAAUAGAUAUGGUUCUAAGGUUUUAUAAACACUGUGACAAGUGGCAAAAGCAAGUUAAGAAAAAUUCCAGUACUUAUAAGGAACAAAAAAUAUUUGGCAAUAGUGAAUUAAUGAAUAAAACUCUUGAGUCCAUAUCUCAAAGGCUCAGUCUUAAUAGAACAUUGAGUUUAGAUACUGUAGUUCUUAUGUUUAAAAUUUGUGGUUACGAAACCGCGUGGCGGAAAAAUCAUUUAUCACCUUGGUGUUAUGGAUUUGAUCGGAGUGGAGCAGAGGUGUUGGAGUAUUACAUAGAUUUGAAACAUUAUUGGUUGGACGGCUAUGGGUAUAAUUUAACGUCCCAACAAGCUUGUAUGUUGAUGAAGAAUCUCUUUGAGAAAUUCAGUGAAGAUGGACCGAAUGCAACUUUUCUGUUUGCACAUUCGGGUACAUUAUUGAAAUUACUAACUCAUAUAGAAAUGUACAAGACGCGUGCGCUGAAGGCGGAUACUAUGGAUGUACACAGAACUUGGAGAACUUCUAACAUCGACUGCUUUGCUUCUAACUUAGCUUUUGUGCUUUACAAAUGUGAAGACGGUGAUUAUAUAUUGACUCUUCAUCAAGAAAGGAUUAUCAAAUUGCCGAUGUGUGAAAAAGAACUUUGUCCUAUAAAAACUCUGUGGAACUACUUUAAAGAUUCUAUAAACAAUUGUGAUAUAGGAGAUAUUUGUAGACUUGAUUAGUUUAGUUAGUUACAUAAAAGUACUAUCAGGGAAUCUGACGGUGUUCCAAACGAUACCGUCGGUGUAAUGUAUUGUACACAUUGAUAUAGUAACGAAUAGGACACAGCUUUUAAAUGUGUACAAAAAGGUCGCUUUUUAUCUCGUCGUUGCACAACUCAUUACUACACGAUCGGUUACUAGUAAAAGGCAUUUUUCUGUAAGUGGAUUACCGCAGGUUUUCCUAACUGUACAUUUAAUGUAUGUAAUGUAUGUAAUGCAUUAUGUUGAAACCAUUUAUUUUAAUAAUAAAUUCCAGUGUUUAUUUUUAA